Molecule: messenger RNA, 3459 nt
Organism: Apus apus (common swift)
Lineage: Eukaryota; Metazoa; Chordata; Aves; Apodiformes; Apodidae
Gene: CCND2
Product: cyclin D2
Exons: 5
Coding region: 27-881 (284 amino acids)
Biological process (GO): mitotic cell cycle phase transition; positive regulation of G1/S transition of mitotic cell cycle; regulation of cyclin-dependent protein serine/threonine kinase activity
Cellular component (GO): nucleus; cytoplasm; cyclin-dependent protein kinase holoenzyme complex
Molecular function (GO): cyclin-dependent protein serine/threonine kinase regulator activity
Source: RefSeq, a predicted model, not a curated record
AGAAGGAGGGAGAUCUCUUUGGAAACAUGGAGCUGCUCUGCUGCGAGGUGGAUCCCAUAAGGAGAGCUCUGCCCGACCCAAACUUGCUCUACGAUGACCGCGUUUUGCACAACUUGCUAACCAUAGAGGAGAGGUAUCUGCCCCACUGCUCCUACUUCAAGUGCGUCCAGAAGGACAUCCAGCCCUUUAUGAGGAGGAUGGUGGCCACUUGGAUGCUGGAGGUCUGUGAAGAGCAGAAGUGCGAAGAAGAAGUCUUCCCCCUGGCCAUGAAUUACUUGGACAGAUUCUUAGCCGUGGUGCCCACUCGGAAGUGCCAUCUGCAGCUGCUGGGGGCGGUGUGCAUGUUCCUGGCCUCCAAGCUGAAAGAGGCGAUCCCCCUCACAGCCGAGAAGCUGUGCAUCUACACGGACAAUUCCAUCAAACCCCAAGAGCUGCUGGAAUGGGAGCUGGUGGUGCUGGGGAAGUUGAAGUGGAACCUUGCAGCCAUCACUCCGCAUGAUUUCAUUGAACACAUCCUAAGGAAGCUGCCUCUACCUAAAGACAAGUUGCUUUUGAUCCGGAAACAUGCACAAACAUUCAUUGCCCUUUGUGCCACAGAUUUUAAUUUUGCCAUGUACCCACCAUCAAUGAUAGCAACUGGAAGCGUGGGAGCAGCCAUCUGUGGCCUUCAGCUCAAUGAUGGGGACAGCCUUACAGACCUCCUGGCCAAGAUCACAAACACAGAUGUGGAUUGCCUUAAAGCUUGUCAAGAACAGAUCGAGGCGGUGCUAGUAACGAGCCUUAGGCAAGUCCAGCAGCAGCAACAGCAAAGCAAUCCUAAGACCAUGGAUGAACUGGACCAGGCCAGCACUCCCACAGAUGUGAGAGAUAUCAACCUGUGAGGACACCGGCACAGAAAGUCACGCUUGCUCUCCUCAGCCGUUUUAUUUUUGUUAUUAUUUGUAGAGUGAAAUAUCUUCUUCUUUUUUUUUUUUUAAAUUUGCUCCCACAUAGAACAUAUUUAAAGCUCUUUUAGGUAAAAAAAAACAAACAACAAAACAAACAAACAAAACAAAACAAAACAAACAAAAAAACGGAAACAAAACACUGAAUAAUGAAAAAAAACCCACAUUUUGUGCCUGUGAUGUUCUACAGAAGGGAAUCCCACAACAUAAUUGCUAUUUGAUUAUGUAUCAAUGAUAUAAAAUGCUUAUAAAAGCAUACAAAGUAGCUAGAUAAAUGUAAACCUGCGUUUGUGGGAACAAAGUAGAGUAUAUUUGUCUGUGUAUUAUGAUGUAGUGCAUACACCCCUUUUUUAGAUUUAAGAAAGGAAUCGUGUGUGCGAUUUUAUGGCUUGACUAGAUUGCAAAGCAAUAGAAUAAGGGUUUUAGGGCAAAGUGGGAAAUGGUCGCUGAAGCAAUUGAACCAUUUUGAAUGCAGAAGAGAUUUGCUGAUCUGUCACCUCUGUUAGAAGUGUUUGUUGGAUCUCUGUAUGUUAGUUUUGUUUACUCCUGCUGUCUGUGGUAGCUGCUACCUAAGAAAGAAGAUGCUUUAUUUUGCCAGCCAGAAGAGCAGGUGGGUUUUUUUUUGUUUUGGUUUUGUUUGUUUUGGGGCCUUCCUUCCUUCCUUCCUUCCUUCCUUCCUUCCUUCCUUCCUUCCUUCCUUCCUUCCUUCCUUCCUUCCUUCCUUCCUUCCUUCCUUCCUUCCUUCCUUCCUUCCUUCCUUCCUUCCUUCCUUCCUUCCUUCCUUCCUUCCUUCCUUCCUUCCUUCCUUCCUUCCUUCCUUCCUUCCUUCCUUCCUUCCUUCCUCCUUUCCUUUCCUUUCCUUUCCUUUCCUUUCCUUUCCUUUCCUUUCCUUUCCUUUCCUUUCCUUUCCUUUCCUUUCCUUUCCUUUCCUUUCCUUUCCUUUCCUUUCCUUUCCUUUCCUUUCCUUUCCUUUCCUUUCCUUUCCUUUCCUUUCCUUUCCUUUCCUUUCCUUUCCUUUCCUUUCCUUUCCUUUCCUUUCCUUUCCUUUCCUUUCCUUUCCUUUCCUUCCUUUUCCUUUUCCUUUUCCUUUUCCUUUUCCUUUUCCUUUUCCUUUUCCUUUUCCUUUUCCUUUUCCUUUUCCUUUUCCAAAUUCCCCACUCCCCUUUUGACUUCUACUUUUCCUUCAGAAAUGGUUCAUUCUAAACAUGGCAGUGUCUCUGGCAUAAGAGCAAUUCCACUUACCCAGCUGUGGACCAAGCCAAAGUUAUCAAGUGUUCACAUUAGAUGGGGGUAAUACACCAAUUAAUUCCAACCAUUUGGUUAAUCAGAUCGCCUCUGACCUUUGGAUUGCAAGAUGCUGUGGAUCACCUGUAAAAAGCAUUAUAUUUCCUUACAGUGCUAAUGCUUCACAUCAGUGUUAACUUUGGGCAGCUCCUUAGCUUGGCUGUAAAGAUAUUUAAGUGAUGCUCUGUUGAUCUUCCUUUUUAACGUAUACUCACUGUGUUAAAGAAGAUGGGAUUUGAUUUGAUUGCUCUUCUACUACCCACCUUUCCCUUCACACUUUUUUCAACAUUUCAAUAACUUCCUUGAUCCACAGUAUUUUUGUAAACCAUUUAAUUCAAAAAGCACUUUGAAAAUUGUUCCUAAGGGAUUAAAUGAGGUGGUUUAUGAUAAUUUUGCCAAGGAAAAAAACAAAAAAGAAGAAGAAAAAGGAAAGGAAAAGAAAGGAAAGGGAAAGGGAAAGAGAAAGGGAAAGGGAAAGGGAAAGGGAAAGGGAAAGGGAGAGGGAAAGGGAAAGGGAAAGGGAAAGGGAAAGGGAAAGGGAAAGGGAAAGGGAAAGGGAAAGAAAGGAAGGGGUCACAAAAGCAAAGCAUAUGGCUUUAUAGUCAAUAUUUUCCAAUAUGUGGUGUAAUUGGUUAGUGUCCGUGUUGCUGGAAAUACCAACACUUGCUUCAGAUGACAUUCCUGUCAUGACAUUCCAGAUACAAGCCUGAUGAUUUGUAUUGUUCAGUGUCACAGAAGGAUCUUACUACCACCUGCAUGCUUAUCUAUGGACAAUGAAAGAAAAUUGCUCGUGUGAAAGACACGAAUGGUAAACAUCAAGGUGUGUGACUUGGAGUUUAUUACAAAGGUGUGUUCAGUGUACUUGAAUUUAUUUUUCUGCUCCAUUGGUAACUAAGAGGCAUUUAGAUGGCAAAGGAGUUGGAGCAACUUUUUUUUUUUCUUUGCACAAUUGUAUUAUUAACAGUUUGCAAAUAUACAGUAUGAAGCUGUUGGUUGAAAUGUUAAUGUUUGCAUUUUUAAGACAAAAAUUCAUAAAGACCAUGCUACUUAGAAGAAUAUAUGAAUGGACUAAGCCGAAUUUGGCUAGAUGAGGGUAGAAAAUGGAGUAAGAUUCUAAGGUUUUGUUGGUUUUUUGGGUUUUUUUUUGUUUUAGUUUUUUUGGGGGUUUUUUGCGCUGCUAAGAAGCUAUUAUUUGUUUCAUUCUUAUUCACAUUAACAGUACUUAGCUGUA